Molecule: messenger RNA, 1744 nt
Organism: Phoenix dactylifera (date palm)
Lineage: Eukaryota; Viridiplantae; Streptophyta; Magnoliopsida; Arecales; Arecaceae
Source: RefSeq, a predicted model, not a curated record
GUUUGGAUGCCUCUCACCUCUGCAGUUUGUCAAUCGUGAUAACCUUAGCGUUCUCACCUUGCAACUAUGAAGGAUACCGAGCCAAAACAAUGACACCAUCUCCCCCAUCUAGCCUUCAGAGCUCAGGCAUCCAAUGCUUAUUGCUUGACUUCAUCACGCCAUUGUCUCCGUUUUCCUCCUCGUUAAUGAUUCUCCUUUGGUUGGUUAUCCAAACCAUCCAACUUUUCGCUUCGCUUUUUUUUUGGUAUCAUAUUUUGCUUCAUCGUUUUAAUCUAUUCUCAUGGUCUCCAUCAUUAGUUCAUUUGCUUGGACUCGUUUAUGAUGCCUACUUAGAACCAACGUGUCUCCACAUGGAGUUAGUCCACAUUUGGACCCCAAGCUAACCUAUAUAUAUAUAUAUAUUCAUGAAUAUUGCACCGAAACCCACGAAAUAUCUCGAGUUCUAAGGAGAGAUUUCACCCCACCAUCUUGUUACUAGUGAUUUCCGAAGCACAAAACUUCGAUGGCGGAACAGAUGCCCAUCAUCGCUGCUGGCCGCGCGGCCGAGCCGGUUGACGGAGCGGCGAAGGAUGACAUGCAGAAGGCUCCUGCUGAACAAGCUCAGGAUAAGAAUAGUGCUCUUGAAAAGCUAAAGGUUGACGGCUCUGACUCUGGUUCUAGUCCUGAAAGAGACUCAGCAAGAGGUGAUGACAGCUCUGAUGGAGAAAAAAAGAAAAAGAUGGUAGCGAUGGAGAAGGAUAAGAAGAAGGCAAGUGGAGAAAAGAAAGAAAGGAAACUCCUAGGUGAUAGCUCUGACUCUGACUCUGGUGACUCCGCCUCUGGCUCGGCCUCGGCCUCCGCCUCAGCCUCUGACGACGACUCCGCCUCCAACUCCGCCUCUGGCUCGGCCUCAGCCUCUGACGACGACUCCGCCUCUGACUCGGCCUCAGCCUCCGACGACGACUCCGCCUCCAACUCCGCCUCUGACUCUGGUUCUGGUUCUGAUUCUGACAAAUCAAGCAGUAAAGCAGUGAAGAAGGAUAAGAAGAAGAAAAAGAAGGGGCUAAUGGAGCUGAUUAAGGAGAAGCUCAGCAAGAAAAGCGAGGAAGGAGUGGAGGUUCCCGAAAAAGCUGUUGACAAGCUGGAAUGUAAGAGCAACAACUCUGCCUCCGACUCAGAAUCCGGUGAUGACUCCAAAUCUGGUGCCGACUCCGGCGAGGAUUCUAAAUCCGGCCAGUUAAUGGAGGACGACAAAUCUAAAACAGAGGAAAAGGAAGCACAGGAGAAGGCACAGGCAGAGCCUAGUGAAGGGACUGGAGAAGACACGCCAUCAGUAGCACCAGAGAAAACCAUGGAAGUGGAGGAAACCCGAGAAGAGAAGGGCAUCUUGGAGAAGAUCAAGGAAAAGCUAACUGGCGAUCAUGAGCAGACCCAAGGGCAUUAAGAAGCCUGAAGGUGGCAGGCAAAGUGGGAUGGACGCAAGGGAAUAUAGUAAAAAGCAUCAUUCCAGCUAUCAUAAAAGCAAUAAAGUGUGAGAAGGUCAAGGAGGGCACUUCGAAGGCAGCUUUUCUUCUAUGAUUACUGUAAUGCAAGGUUUUUAAUUAUCUUUUAAAUUUGCAUGUGUGGUGAUUAGUUGAACUCCCCCCUCCCCCCUCUCCUUAAGUGUGGUUUGUGAUAACAUGAUACAAAUAAUGUAAUGAAUUAUGUAUGGGUGUCCAUGUAGUCUUCAUCAAUAUGCAUAUCAAUAAUAUGAUUGGUUAUUUUA